AGAAUGGGUGUGGCUUUCUUGUUAUUCUUUCUUGCAUCACUUCAAUGUGGAGUGACUGAAAUUAUGAUAAAAAAUUGGUAGCAUGUCCUAUUUCUUUGGUCACAGGCUCAAUUUAAAGAGAAGAGGACUGCCUCUGCUUUCCUGUCGGUUCAAGACAUUCUAUGAGGUGCUUUCUGUACCAAAGAAUGCGAGCAAAGAAGAGAUUAAAGACUCUUUCUUCACAUUAUCAAAGAAAUAUCAUCCAGACUCAAACCCUUCUCAUCCACCUCCAAAAGAAUUGUUUAUAGAAUUAAAUGAAGCAUAUUCAACACUAUCUGAUUCAUCAUUACGCAGACAAUAUGACCGAGAACUAGCCAUGGCUGAAUACUACAGGAGAAAUGGUGGACCGAGUUACGAGAAGAACCCUACAUCCAGUUCAAGUUAUGGACCCAGUUCAAACUAUGGAUUCAGGACUACUACUUAUUAUUAUUAUGAACCAACUGAUAGAGCACGUUCACCAAAAGAAGUUCAAAAGAGUCACUUUCGUGUAGUAAAGUAUCUUUUACUCCUCAUGUCAGUAGUCACCAUAGUGCAUUCGAUCAGGAUAAACUGGGCCCAUAAGAAGUUUAAGAAAUGGCAGGAGGAAGAGAGUAGGAUGAACUCACUCAUUUAUGAGAGAGUGAGAGAGAAAGCAAAGAACAGCUCAGUAGAAGAACAGCUGCUGGCACUGGCAGAGAAAGUGAAAGAGUCAAAUAGAAUCAGAUAGUCUAAUAAUCCAGAAAUAAUAAAUGUAGGAACAGUAGGAUAGUUUCAUCUAUGGUUUCAUAGUCAUAAUAAUUGUAAUGUUUUAUUUAUUUUUAUCUUUGCACAUUAAAAUUAAUUUUAUUC
This is a messenger RNA of Amphimedon queenslandica, 867 nucleotides long. RefSeq names its product dnaJ homolog subfamily C member 4-like. The record is from RefSeq and is a predicted model, not a curated record. The transcript has a single exon. Lineage: Eukaryota; Metazoa; Porifera; Demospongiae; Haplosclerida; Niphatidae. Bases 83 to 745 code for a protein of 220 amino acids.